Drosophila subpulchrella is the source of this 2581-nucleotide messenger RNA. Its product is annotated as dynein intermediate chain 2, ciliary. Gene Ontology annotation, molecular function: dynein heavy chain binding; dynein light chain binding. Gene Ontology annotation, biological process: cilium movement; outer dynein arm assembly. The transcript has 8 exons. The record is from RefSeq and is a predicted model, not a curated record. Bases 140 to 2356 code for a protein of 738 amino acids. NCBI's taxonomy places the organism in Eukaryota, Metazoa, Arthropoda, Insecta, Diptera, Drosophilidae. Gene Ontology annotation, cellular component: outer dynein arm.
GCUCCUGUCGAGCAACCAAACAAAACUAAAAUAACAAACACAAUUAAUUUCAGUUUGUGAAACGAGUUAUUUAAAAUUUAAGAAGAGUUCUUAUUAAAUCUUAAGAUUAUUGUACAAAUUCGAGGAAACCACCAGAAAAAUGGCAACAAAACCAGGAAAAGGCGAUGGCAAACAGGUCAAAGGAAAGCUGAGGACCUCCAAGAACAAGGCCGAGGGCGGCGGAGGUGGCGGUGGCGAUGCGGAUGACUUCGACGCCUGGAUGAAGUCCCGCCAGCUGCUCAAGCCCGAUGAUCAGCUGGAUCUCACUGAGGCCGAACUGGGCGAGGAGGUCACCAAGGUGCUGACGCCCACCAACACCAAUGUGAUCCGCAACCUCGUGGUCUAUAGCUUCAAGGAGGGCGAGUUUGUCUUGGCACCAGUGCCGGGCAACACAGUUACCUUGAUCGCCUUCCCCGGGAACUCACUGCACGUGGACUCGGAGGAGGGUCGCCGCCAGAUAGAGGAGUCGGACGAGAUCGGCUACCCACUUCCCAUGCCAAACUACACGGUGGUGGAGCAGCGCGAACCCGAAAACGUGGAUGGUGAGGAGGGAGAGGGCGAAGAGGACGACGAUGGGGCGAAUGCUAAGGACGCCGGCGGGGAGGAAGAGGAGGUCGAAGAGGAGGACGACGAGGAGGCCAAGGGCACUGAGGGCGAUGAAGGCGAGGGGGAGGGAGAAGGAGAAGGUGCAGCCCGUCCUGAUGACGAAGAACCCGCCCAACAAGCGGCGGCUGUUUCUUCGAAGAAACGAAAGCUGAUCAACCAGUUCAACUAUUGCGAACGGGGUGCCCUCACCUAUACGAAUCCCAAACGGAGUGUGGACACCCAGACCAUUCCUCCUCCCCGCUCUCAGUUCGGGGCCAAUGUGCUGCAGUGGGUCAUCUACGAUUCGUAUUUAGAAAAUUUCGAGGAACAGCAGAAAGAUGGGACUAAAAAGGACGAUCGUAAGAGGGGCAGAAGGGCCAAGAAGUUCCGGGACAAGUCCGCCAUCGCGGAACAGCUAAACAAGAAGUAUCUCAAGUGCUGGCAGAUCCUCGAGCGCAUGAUCAACCAGAAUAUCUACGAUGAUAUUGCUCAUGACUAUCGCUACUGGGAGGAUCCCGCCGACGAGUUCCGUGAGGGUGAGGGCAACCUACUGCCCCUUUGGAAGUUCCAAUAUGACAAGACCAAGAAGAUGAAUGUCACCGACAUUCUGUUUAAUCCGAGCUACUAUGAUCUCUUUGCCGUCUGCUUUGGAUCGCAUGACUUUAUGAAACAGACCAAUGAGGGCUACUUGUGCCUCUUCACCGUCAAGAAUCCCUCAUUUCCGGAUUAUAUUAUUCAAACCGACAGUGGCGUAAUGUGCUGUGAUAUCCACCCGACCUAUCCUUUUCUGGCGGUGAUUGGCCUUUAUGACGGCAAUGUGGCUGUGUACAAUCUGCGCGAGGACUGCAAGGAACCACUUUAUGUGUCCAAAGGAGUCAACUGCAAACAUGGAGAGUGCGUGUGGCAGAUUAGAUGGGGUCUCGACAUGACCGACGGCGAAGUAAACUUCUUCUCGGUGUCUUCCGAUGGACGGGUCUUCAACUGGAUCCUCAUGCAGAACAAGCUGUGGGUCACCACCAUUAUCACAUUGUACCGGGAAAAUGGACUUGUGGACGGACCGGAUGGGACCAAGGUCAGCCUGAAGAGUGGAGGAUCCUGCAUGGUUUUCCAUCCCACCGACAACAAGGUAUUUCUGGUGGGCACCGAGUGCGGCUACAUCUACAAGUGCAGCACGGCCUUUAGCUCCAAAUACCUGAUGACCUACAAUGCGCACAACAUGUCCGUCUACCGUAUUGACUUCAAUCGCUUCAAUAGCAACAUCUUUGUAUCCUGUGGCGCUGACUGGCGGGUCAAGGUCUGGGAGGAUAUGCGUCCCGAUCCGUUGUUCAUCUUUGAUCUGGGUGCCGCUGUGGGCGAUGUAAAAUGGGCUCCCUACUCGAGCACCGUAUUUGCGGCGGUGACCACCGAAGGCAAAGUUCAUGUUUUUGACUUGAAUGUGAACAAGUACAAGGCUAUCUGCAUCCAGGCUGUUGUGCCGAAACGGAAGAACAAGCUCACCAGGCUGUCCUUCAACGAGAAGCUCGCCUUUAUUGUGGUGGGCGACGAAAAGGGAGUUACCACAUCGCUGAAACUGUCACCCAAUCUUCGCAUGAUGGUCAAGCCGCCAAAGAAGCAGCUCUAUCUCGAUCAGAACACUCUACAGAUUAGCAAGUUGGAGAAACUCCUAUCCCUGGUUCGGGAACUUCCCGAGGGAUCUGUUGUGCCCGAUGCAGCCACCACCGUGCGAAGCUAAAUCCGAAUAUGAAACCAGAUAAGAAAAACACUAUGGUCUGAUUUUAUGUAUUAUAUUUUACACAUAUAGAUCUGCUGGUUCUAAAAGAAUCUUAUGUUAUUUUAUGUUCCUAUCAAUCUAACAAAAAAUUUGCUAACAACCAACAUAAGGAACUUAGAAGCAAUGUAAAAAAUCACAAAAUUGUAUAUAUGCUUAAAAACGAAAUAAAGGUUGAAUUAAACUGUA